Molecule: messenger RNA, 1152 nt
Organism: Penicillium salamii
Lineage: Eukaryota; Fungi; Ascomycota; Eurotiomycetes; Eurotiales; Aspergillaceae
Source: the annotation of a GenBank genome assembly
AUGACGGAACAAUACGAUGUGGCAGUUGUUGGUCUUGGGGUGCUCGGAAGUGCAGCCGCAUACCACGCAGCUUUAAAGGGCAAGAAAGUCAUUGCCUUUGAACAAUUCGAGCUUGGACAUGUACACGGCGCAUCACACGAUACCUCACGAAUUGUGAGAACAACAAACUCGUCUCCGGAAUAUGUGGCAUUAGCCAAAUCUGCAUACAAAGACUGGGCCGACCUGGAAAAGGCAACCGAUCAAAAACUGUUAACGAUUACUGGCGGCGUCUUCUUUCUUCCCAAAGAUGCCCCUACGCCACUUGGGGACUUUACACGAAGUCUCGACGCCAAGAAUGUCCCAUACGAGGUCCUCAACGCAAAGGAGGUGAACAAGCGAUGGCCUCAAUUCGACAUCCCGGACUCGGUCGAUACUUUAUACACAGCCGAUACUGGAAUCGCCCACGCAGCAAAAACAGUUCUUGCCAUGCAAAGCUUGGCCCGAACCAAUGGUGCCGCGCUAAGGGAGCACACUCGAGUGGAUCGAGUGACACCCAAGAGAUCAGGGCCAGGAGUCGUCAUUGAGACCUCCAAGGGCCAAGUUCACGCCGCCAAAGUCAUUCUUGCAGCCGACGCCUGGACGAACAAGCUUCUUGCCCCACUUGGUGUGCACAUUCCUCUGUCAGUUAUGCAAGAGCAGGUUACAUAUUUCAAGCCGGCAGAGGAAGCAGCCUGGGAGCCCAGCAAUUUCCCCGUGUGGAUUUGGGGUGGCGAUCCCUGCUUCUACGGCUUCCCCUCUUUUGGCGAGCCAACGAUCAAGGCCGGCCGAGACACAUCCAACAACUUUAUGACACCUGAGCAACGGACCUAUGUGCACUCGCCACAGCUGCUCGAGCAGUUGUCUUCAUUCAUGGGCAAAGUCAUGCCUGAUGAGGGUCGCCAGGCACUUCGAACUGUGACCUGCCAGUAUUCUAUCACACCGAAUAGGCAGUUUGUCAUCAGUCCACUGGAGAUACAUAAAGAUAUCAUUGUUGGGCUGGGUGCCGCCCAUGCGUUCAAGUUUGCGCCGGCAUUUGGUCGUGCUCUGGCGGAGCUUGCAGUUGAUGGGAAGAAUACGGAGGAUUUGUCGAAGUUCGGGAUACCCAAGAACGCGACUUAUACUAGUAAACUUUAG